Molecule: messenger RNA, 1957 nt
Organism: Prosopis cineraria
Lineage: Eukaryota; Viridiplantae; Streptophyta; Magnoliopsida; Fabales; Fabaceae
Product: aspartyl protease family protein At5g10770-like
Exons: 2
Coding region: 12-1232 (406 amino acids)
Biological process (GO): proteolysis
Molecular function (GO): aspartic-type endopeptidase activity
Source: RefSeq, a predicted model, not a curated record
AGCGACAACGGAUGCUUUCUUCUACACUCAUUUUGUAUUCUGUGUGGCAUCCAGAAUCACAGAAAGAAGCCAUCUUUUCUUCUUUAUUAUUUCUUUCAAUGGCUUCUUCUUCUUCUGAUCCCUUCCUCUUUGCUUCUCUUUCUCUGGUUUGCUUCUUCUUCAUCUUCUUUACUGAUAACAAAAACUUGGUUUUUGCAAAAAGAGAAGAAGCCAGCGAGCUUCCUUAUCAUCGUGUUCCACUCAUGUCUCUCUUUCCUUCUUCCUCAUGCAGCUCUCCUCUUCAAGGAGGAAUUAGGAAUGGAUCCAUGGAAGUGGUACACAAGCACGGGCCAUGUUCAAAGCCCAAGCAACCCUCACCAUCAUCAUCUUCAUCUACUUCAUUCAUUAUACCACACAGCGAAAUCUUGGAGCAGGACGAAGCCAGAGUACGGGCGAUAAACUCCAUGCUUUCCAGAACACAACAAAGUCACCAAGAAGCAGAGACUUCAAAGAUUCAGGUUCCGGCGAGGUCUGGCAUCGCUCUUGGGAGGGCAAACUACUACGUCACGGUGGGGCUAGGAACCCCCAAGAGCGAUCUGUCUCUAGAAUUUGACACCGGCAGUGACCUAACUUGGACACAGUGUAAGCCCUGUAUUGGUUCUUGCUACAGCCAGAAGGAUCCCAUCUUCGAUCCCUCGCAGUCAUCUUCCUACUCUAACAUCCCCUGCACUUCUUCCCUCUGUUCCCUACUUUCCCCCGCAUGUUAUUCACCGACGAGAGCUUGCUUAUACCGUAUUCGAUACGGUGAUGGAUCUUUUACCACUGGCUUCUACGCGAAGGAAACACUAACCAUACCUCCCAAUGACGUCUUUCAAAACUUCCUAUUCGGUUGUGGCCAGGACAACCAAGGUAUCUUCAGGGGCACCGCCGGACUGCUGGGCCUCGGUCGGGGCGCCGUCUCCAUCGUCCAACAAGCCGCCCAGAGUUACGGCAAAAUCUUUUCCUACUGCCUCCCCUCCACCCCCAGCACCGUCGGCUACCUUAGCUUCGGGGGGGAGUCCUCCUACAGCAACAUCAAAUACAUUCCAUACUAUUCCAUCUCCAGGGCCCCUCCCUCUACGGUGUCCACCUCAACGGAAUCACCCUCGGUGGCGUCAAUCCACCGAUCUCCGCUUCCAUGUUUCCCUCCGGCGCUGUCAUCGACUCUGGCACAGCCAUCACACGGCUCUCUCGGGCGGCGUACGGUCCCCUGAGAGACGCAUUCAGGAGAUUCAUGUCGGCGAGGUACCCCAAGGGCAAGACGGAUGACUUACUGGACACAUGCUACGAUCUGGGGGGGUUCAACACUGUUUACGUUCCAAAGGUAUCAUUGACUUUCGGAGGUGGAGUGAACGUCGAAUUGGACGUAGCAGGGAUUCUGUACAUAACGAGCAUAAGGCAGGUGUGUUUAGGGUUUGCUGCGAAUGAAAAUGAUGACUAUGUGGCCAUUAUCGGAAAUACGCAGCAGAAAACACUGGAGGUAGUGUACGACGUUGAUGGUGAAAAGAUUGGGUUUAGAGCCGGUGGCUGCAACUAAUAAUUGGUCCGCUCAAGCAAAAAUAUCUUCAACAAAUUAGUACAUGUUUAGUAUUCAAAAAAAAAUUUCAAAAAAAUUGAAAUGUAUCUCGGUUCAUUAAAAAUUUGAUAGUCUAGUGCUAUCCACAUUCUUGCUUUCUCUGUGAGAGAUUUGCAGGAGUAUUGCAAGGCCUACGUUAUGGAUAAGCCAAUCCAUUAUUGUUGGACCUACGCUGUCUCGAGAGCAAGAUGCCACAUUUCUCAAAUCUUUCCGUCCAACCAGAUAUUUGGGAUCAGGCUAAGAUAAUUUCCAAACUAUCAUUCUAUUAAAAAUGCAUUUAUUAUUUAAAAUUUGUAAGUUAAAAAUUUUAAAAUUUAGAUUGUUUGAAUUUAUUAUUUAGAUUGUUUAACAGUCCACAUCUGA